This is a messenger RNA of Pollicipes pollicipes, 1563 nucleotides long. RefSeq names its product lipopolysaccharide-induced tumor necrosis factor-alpha factor homolog. NCBI's taxonomy places the organism in Eukaryota, Metazoa, Arthropoda, Thecostraca, Pollicipedomorpha, Pollicipedidae. The transcript is spliced from 5 exons. Gene Ontology annotation, molecular function: zinc ion binding. The coding region runs from base 133 to 759 and encodes 208 amino acids. The record is from RefSeq and is a predicted model, not a curated record.
GGGGACGGGCGUUGACGUGCGGGUGGUAAGUGGGUCGGUGGGGAUUACACUGGGUGGGUGACGAGCUGGAAUCAACUAUCCUAGAAGACCCGGGGGAAUCCGUUCCAUUACAGAGGACCUGAAAACCUCACCAUGAGCAAGGCUUCUGCACCUCCUGACUUUCAGCCUCCAACUGAUGGGCCACCCAGCUAUAACCAAGCUAUGACUGAAGGUGCUGCCUACCAGCCAACACCAGGUCCUGCCGACUACAAGGCUCCACCGAUGCCCCAGGUCGCGUCUCCGUACGGUCCGCCAGGCGGUGCUGGACCCUCGCCGUACGGCCAGGGGCCCGGUGUGCCGUACGGCCAGGGGCCCGGUGUGCCGUACGGCCAGGGGCCCGGUGUACCGUACGGCCAGGGGCCCGGUGGACCGUACGGCCAGGGACCCGGCGUGCCGCACGGCCCUGCCCAGCAGCAGCAGUACGGACAGUACGGCGCUCCGCCAGGUGUGCCCCUGCAAGCGGCGCCGCCGGCACAGACGCACCUGGUCACGGUGGCCGGUCCCAACCCGGCCCACAUGAUGUGCCCGCACUGUCACGCCGAGAUCGAGACCAGCGUGCGCUCGUCGCCAUCGACCACGGCCUGGAUCGCCGGCCUGCUGAUCGCGCUGUUCGGAUGCUGGAUGGGCUGCUGUCUGAUCCCGUGCUGUAUGGACGAAUGCAUGAACAAGGAGCACUUUUGCCCCAACUGCAAGGCGUUCCUGGGGAGCUACAGGCGAUAAGCAAAGUUCAGGCUGUUUGCUGACGCCCCCGCCAUCUGGCGUCGACGUGUGAGACUGCGGGUUGACGUGACCGUCGCACCUGCGCUUUGACGGGCCGGUGUGGUCCCUGUAGGGGGUCUGCGAUGAGGUCAAGGCUCUGGGGUCACCCCAGUGAACGGCGAGGGUGUAAUCUACACAGGAUGUGACUUUACCUCUGUCAACGGGUUGUGGGCAGUGCUACUUCCUUCGCCCGUGCUGGUAGUAAUUUUAUACCUGUUUAAUUUUGUGCAUGAGCCCACAGCUUCGGACGUUUGAACGCCAUCUCGGGCCACGUUUUGUCGCUCAUUGUCACUGGUGCUGUCAAAAUCGAACGGGCUUCUCGAGCGGGCUCGGAUUACGAGCAGGGGCGGGACGUUCGCAACAUUUGACGGCGUUCAAGCAUUUUCCGUCAAUGGAAUUUCCUGAUUACUUGGCAGCGGUACGUUUCCGUCACUUUUCGACGAUUUAAACACGCGGCGGUACGGGCUGCGUAUCUCUCCAUGUUGCUGUCCCUGAAGUUUUCUUCAGGGUUUUUUUUUUGUCCGACACGUCUAACUUGCGUCGGCCGUCUGCGUGGCGCGUUCUGUGCGCCUGUGUAUAGUUGGGCGGCAAGUGACACCGCGGCGUGCGUCUGCCGUCGCGGACGCUCCUCCGGACUGGGAAGCAGAGCCAUGUAGCCUGCUGUUGGCGCGGGGCGGAGCGCCGGCCGGCUAUCAGCCGACGGUGGCCAGGCGGGAUCGCCGAGCAGAGAGCUUUGCAUUGCUGUACGAUAGUAUGCUGGGGGGG